Messenger RNA from Acyrthosiphon pisum (pea aphid), 2376 nucleotides. RefSeq names its product zinc finger protein 2-like. NCBI's taxonomy places the organism in Eukaryota, Metazoa, Arthropoda, Insecta, Hemiptera, Aphididae. The coding region runs from base 1071 to 2213 and encodes 380 amino acids. Gene Ontology annotation, biological process: regulation of DNA-templated transcription. Gene Ontology annotation, molecular function: DNA-binding transcription factor activity, RNA polymerase II-specific; RNA polymerase II cis-regulatory region sequence-specific DNA binding. The record is from RefSeq and is a predicted model, not a curated record. The transcript has a single exon.
GUAGUAGUAGUAGUAUGAAUUAUUAAUUAGAGCACCACUGUAUUUGUAUUAUUGUCAUUAUUGUUGUAGCCUAGCUUUAAGCGUUUACAGGUUAAUCACAACAACAUCUGACCAGUGACACUGUGAGUUCUAUACUCUAUUAAUACUCAUUACGGAGCAAACAUCCACUAGAUAGCAGAGUACGUGGCGACGACAGAAAGUAACAUUACCAUACAAAUCAAAACAACAUACCUUACAGAGAGAUAGGUUCCGAGGUAAGUUUUCAUAUAAGUUGAUCUAGAGUCUAGACUCAUAGUUCGCACUGCAAGCGUGUUCUUGAUAAACAAUGCCCGUGUGACGUAUGUGAAAAUUAUUCAAUCAAAAUAUUCAACUGUUGAUUCACAAGCAGACGCACACAGGAGAAAAUCCAUACACCUGUAGCGUAUGCGAUAAAUCAUUCAUUCAGGGCGUUCAUCUGAAAACACAUCAGCGGACUCACACAGGAGAGGAGUCAUAUCAUAUAAAGUUACCUGUCUUACUAACCUCUGUUUCCUGUUGGCACACCGUCUUGUUGCAAGUUCACAAGUAAGGCUGUAUGUAAAUAUAGAUCCCUAAUCAAUAAUCACCAUACAGCAAAUUACUUACAGAGAUAUGGGUUCCGGGAUAAGCUUUCAUAUCAGUUUAUCUAGAGUCUAGACUUAGAGUUCUCACUUGUUCAAGUCUCUGGUUAUCUUAGCUUUUUUUAUAUGUUUUAGAUUUAUUGAUUACAGUAGAAAAUAUUCACUUGUGAGACAUAUUGUUCUAAAUAGAUGGUUACCCUGGUAUAACAGUCGCAGUUAACUGUGAUUGCAUCUGUUUAAUAAUUAAUUAAUUUAAAUAAUUAAAUGUUAAUACAAACAAUGCUGGCUGCUGACUACACACAGAUUACAAUAAUAGCAUAGUAACAAAAUAAAACAUAAUUUGCUUAUAACAAAUAAUUGCAAUAAAUUCAAAAGUCGAUAACCUACUGAUCCGUGUAUAUAUUAUUUAAUAGGCCCACCAGAAAAUAUAUUUCAGAACGGUGACAUUUGCGGUGAAGUCGACGGCACUCGAUGAACAAAAUCACGUAUGGUAGGUGCAAGCGUGUGCUUGAUAAACGAUACCCGUGUGACGUAUGCGGCAAAUUAUUCAAUCAAAAUAGCCAACUGAUGAUUCACAAGCGGACGCAUACGGGAGAGAAGCCUUACCCGUGUGACGUAUGCGAUAAAUGGUUCAGUGACAAUGGCCAACUAACGAUUCACAAGCGGACGCACACGGGGGAGAAGCCUUACCCGUGUGAUGUAUGCGAUAAAUCGUUCGCUCAGAGCAAUAACUUAACGAUUCACAAGCGGACUCACACAGGGGAGAAGCCCUACCCGUGUGACGUAUGUGACAAAUGGUUCAGUCGAAAUCAGCAACUAACGGUUCACAAGCGGACGCAUACGGGAGAGAAGCCUUACCCGUGUGACGUAUGUGACAAAACGUUCAGUCGAAGUCAGCAACUAACGGUUCACAAGCGGACGCAUACGGGAGAGAAGCCUUACCCGUGUGACGUAUGUGACAAAACGUUCAGUCGAAAUCACCAUCUGACUCUGCACAAGCGGACUCACACGGGGGAGAAGCCGUACCCAUGUGAUGUAUGCGACAAAUGGUUCGCUGGUAGUAGUGAACUGACAGUUCACAGGCGUACGCAUACGGGAGAGAAGCCCUACCCGUGUGAUGUAUGCGAUAAAUCGUUCGCUCAGAGCAAUAACUUAACGAUUCACAAGCGGACUCACACAGGGGAGAAGCCUUACCCGUGUGACGUAUGCGACAAAUGGUUUGCCGGUAGUAAUGAACUGACAGUUCACAGGCGUACGCAUACGGGAGAGAAGCCCUACCCGUGUGACGUAUGUGACAAAACGUUCAGUCAAAAUCAGCAACUAACGGUUCACAAGCGGACGCAUACGGAAGAGAAGCCCUACCCGUGUGAUGUAUGCGAUAAAUCGUUCGCUCAGAGCAAUAACUUAACGGUUCACAAGCGGACGCAUGCGGGAGAGAAGCCUUACCCGUGUGACGUAUGUGACAAAACGUUCAGUCGAAAUCACCAUCUGACUCUGCACAAGCGGACUCACACGGGGGAGAAGCCUUACCCGUGUGGCGUAUGUGGCAAAUGGUUCGGUGACUCAUCCAAUUUGACUAAACACCAAAGAAUUCACGUGAUAAGAAAGCUAUAAAAAAUGAAAUACCUCCUCCGCUCGGAUUUUCUUUAUAUCGAUGUAAUUAUGUACCAUAUUUUUUUUAUGAAGUAAUUUAUCAAUAAUAAAUUGCAAUUGUUUUUUCAAUGUCAGUAACAAAAACAUUGUGGGUUUUGAUUUUCCAUUUGAAUACACACUAAAU